AUGCCCUUUGGGUUGAAGAACGCCGGAGCAACCUAUCAAAGGCUCGUGAAUAAAAUCUUCAAGGAGCAAAUCAGCAAAACUAUGGAAGUCUACAUGGACGACAUGCUGGUUAAGGCCCCAAAGAGUGCAGAUCACAUCAAAAACCUUGUCGAGGCGUUCAGCCUGCUCCGCCGGCAUCGCAUGAAAUUGAAUCCAAGUAAAUGCACGUUUGGUGUAUCCUCCGGUCGAUUCCUGGGAUACCUAGUCACGCAACGAGGUAUCGAGGCACACCUACGUCAAAUCAAAGCUAUUCUCGAGAUGAAUUCGCCCUCCACGGAAGGACAAAAAGACAAAUGGGAUGAGAAGUGCGAAGUAGGUUUCCAGAAUCUAAAGACUUAUCUCACUUCACCUCCCCUGCUCUUAAAGCUAGUCCCUGGUGAGGACUUUUUCGUGUACCUGGCAGUGUCCAACUCAGCUGUCAGCUCAGCUCUCAUUCGAAAAGAGCUAGGGGCCCAACAUCCGAUAUUCUAUACCUCAAAAGCUCUCCUCAAUGCAAAGACUAGCUACCCGAAAUUGGAGAAGCUCAUUUUGGCUCUUUUAGUUUCCGCGAGAAAGCUGCGACCCUACUACCAAGCUCAUCGAGUCAUCGCCAUGACCGACUUUCCUUCGAGAUCAAUCCUCCACAGCCGUGAUGCUUCUCAGUGA
Prunus armeniaca (apricot) is the source of this 684-nucleotide messenger RNA. Lineage: Eukaryota; Viridiplantae; Streptophyta; Magnoliopsida; Rosales; Rosaceae. The record is from the annotation of a GenBank genome assembly.